Molecule: messenger RNA, 3492 nt
Organism: Frankliniella occidentalis (western flower thrips)
Lineage: Eukaryota; Metazoa; Arthropoda; Insecta; Thysanoptera; Thripidae
Exons: 2
Coding region: 145-1455 (436 amino acids)
Source: RefSeq, a predicted model, not a curated record
CUCUGAUCACGUAAUAUCUCGCAAAACAAUCGUCCGCGUAUUGGUACACCACACCGAGUAGACUAGUUAAAUCCAUCAAAACACUCAAUACUUUUUCUAAACUUUAUUUUGUAGUAUUUUAGAUUGAAGAAUGUGAUUGCAUUUAUGUUCAUCUUUUCGUGGUUUGGAGACGUAGCCAUGAGGAAGUAUCAGCAGCUUCUGCUGAUCGUGGUGUCAGCUGUUAGUGUUGUGGCACUUCUUUUCUACCAUCAUGAAUAUCAUCGUCUACGGUACGUCCUUGAGGUGCUCAACUUCUUUGGCAAGCCAGCUGAAAAUCUUCAAUGCCCAACUAUAAAUGAAACAUCGCUAUCAAAUAGAGUAAAUGGGUUCUCUUCACCUCUCCCUGUCUGGGUACCUGUUGGUGAUAAUCAUUAUAUUUACUCAGCUUUCUGGGAACGUAAUAAUGUAAUUGUUGUUGGUACGGGGCCAGCAAACGGGGGCUUUUCUGGACGCAAUAGUUACCAAUGUGAAGUUUGGUUGGAAGGAAAGGAUGAACCUAUUCCUGGAAGAAUUCAUGCAAGCAUCAUUGAAGGACAGAAAAAAAAGAAAGUUGGUUUUUUGGGCUACACUCUGUCUUGCGAAAUUGAGAAACUUAUUUCUGUUGUCCCUGAGGAGGUUACAAUGUGGAGAACGCAAGACAAGGUGCCAGCCAAAGUGUCUCUACCUGUCCAUUACAUGAAUCUGAAACGUUUAGAAGAUGAUGAUCCAGCUUUGUCUCUGACAGUUUGUGUGCUUCCUGAUGACUCUCAAAGAAUCUCCUCAUAUGCUCUCAUAUCUUUUGUUAGUUAUUACUCAAUUCUUGGAGUAAGUGAUUUUAUUUUAUAUGGGGGUAGUCGAUACCACCAUGUUGCCAUUGAGUUGCAAAAACAUGGUGCUAGUGUGAGUGUUAUUCCUUGGAACUUUCCUGUGAGUGGUGAUGGUCGUGCAGAACUGGAGAGGGACUGUCGAAGCCGGGGCUGGCCUGCUACUGGUAACAUAGUUGUCCUUUCUCUAAAUGAAUAUAUUGUACCAGUUAUUCAUAAUGAUCUUCUGCGUAUGUUAGAUGAUUUGGAUGCUGGGAGGAAAACAACUUCACGAUUUCAGUUCUCUACUCAGCUAUUUUGUACCAAUAUACCUGAUGACCCAGGCGCUGAACCUAGUUGGCCAAUGUUUAUGCACAAAACAUACUAUGAUCCUGCAGCUAAAACAGGAGCUGUAAACAUCUACCGACCUGGAGCUCUGACAACCAACAAACCAAUAGAAUUGAGUACUUAUACCUUAUCACCCAGUAUAGCAGCUGUUCACAAACUGUCUAGUUGUGACAUCCCCCCUGGAGCAUCCACAGAUUCAUUCCAGUACAAACCUAAUAUCAGGCGCUUUGUUAGUGAGUUGAUGAAAUCGGGAUUACUGAACGUGCAGGUUGAACCAAGAAAAUAGUAGAUUGAAACUCAUGAUAUUCUUACAAUUAUCUCAAGGCUGCUUGAUAUGAAUCAAUAUUUACCUAGUGCUUCUAGUCGUAGACUGCCACUGACUAAGAAACAUUCUCCAUUAGCUCUUAGAUAAAUGUUGGAAGGUGGGUGAUACUUCAAGACUGAGUAAUGAAUGGCUGUUGCAACUCAUGUUUGUGGUAUCAGAUUGCACUACAUUUCCUUAAAAUGUACCGAGAAGCUUGAUUGUCCUGUUGAUUUUGCUAUCUUUUCUCGCCAGCACUUGAAAUGGUUUACUAAUUUGAAGUCAGACUAGACUAUCUUAAGGUAUUAUUUGUUCCUCUGUUUUGUUAUAAUUAUUAUUUAUGUGUUAAGUUGUAAUUUAUGUCCUUAGUUUGUUAAAUUUUGGGAAAGUUAGAGUUAGACAUUCUAAAAUGUGUUAUGCAUUUCUAAAUAUUUAUUGUACAUGUCAUUGGUUUUGUACCACAAACCAGAAGCAAUGUGUAUUUCUGUUUGUUUGUUUUUAAAAUGAAGUGUAAUAAUUCUACUAUAAUUUGCUCACUAGAAAAAAAGUGUGGGAAAUGCAAUUCAAUGCAUAUGUGUGAUGCUAGCAUGAACCUGCCACCAUGUGUGCCUAAAACUCAGAAGCAGACUUAUGUUGCUGUUACCACAGACAAGCUUGAAGAAUGUGAGCUGAUGUCUUUUCACCAGAUAUUGCAUAGUGUUGAAACUUUUGGUUUUGUUGUUCAGAUGUGUAACAAAUAUGUUCUUUUAAGACAACAACACUGUAGAUUAGCAGGUAUGAUAUUAAUGUUGGGAAUGUUUCAAAAAAGUUAAAAGGAGUGUCCCCAACUGAAAACGAGCUUCCAUUCACAACUACUAUAUUGACAAUAGUUGUCUUUAAACAUUUUCAAUUAUACGUAGACACGUAACUAUAUUGCAAAUACAUUUAAGAGAGUUGGUGAUUUGAUGUUUGUCUUAGAUUUGUUGCUGUUUUACUAGUGCGGAAUGUGGAACCCAACCAUUGUUGUUCCAUUUUUUGCACUUGUAGUUUUGUAGUAAAGGGGAGGAAAGCGGUAUUCUGCUAGAAAACAUGAUUUUUGAGACAAUUUGCUGAGAUUAAACAAAUCUUGUUCUUAGAAGAGUUGCACUCGUCUUCCAAGUUCAAGAACAAAAAUUUGAUGGAUGGGUGCAUUUUAGAAAUGGAAGUGGCCUUAUUUGUAGUAUGACCAAACAUUGAAAUGUGUCUAAGCAGUUCAUAUGAGUACAGCAUUACAUUUUAAAUUUAUCUGCAGUAGUAUUUGCAUCACAAAAUAGUGAUUUGACUAUGUAUAUUGAAUAAUAAAUAUAGGAGUUUUUACCAAUUUGUGAUAUUGUACAAGAAGUUUGCUCAGCACAAUGCCAUUAGAAUUAUUUAGAGAUCAUUUAUAUACAUGCAGCAUGAGGUAAGCACUUAUCUCAUGUUUAUAGUUUUGAUUGAUAUAUGGUGAGAAGCACUUGCACACACCUACAGUAUGAUUAAGCCUACUUGUCAAUAUCUUUUGGAUAGUAAGACAAAGUGUUUACUGCUUCCAGCAACUUAAAAUGCUAAGGCACAAACCCAUGAAUUUUUUAAUACUGGCUCACUCUUUACCAAUUUUUUUGAAAUUUGUUGAUAAUUGCACUUAGAAAAACAGUGUUUUAUACAAUUCAAAGUAGUUUUGUACAAAAGUGAUAGUCUGUUAAACCAUUUGUUAAACCAUGUUUUCAUGUAGUUGGAACUGCCUGUUGUGAAUUUUCUUAUGUAUUUUGGGAUAAUGUUGUCCAGAAUCUCAGAAUUUUAGUAUUUAUCUGACAAUCUUUAAGAAGGAUAUUUUCUUUGUAAUAUUGCUAAACAAUAAAAGAAAAAUUUGCCAAUAUUGUUCUUGGGCAGAAUGGAGCAAGGCUUACACUGGCCAAAAAGACAGAACAGCAUGUUAUGAUUCAGUUAAAUUUGUACAGAGCUGUACCUCUAUAAAUUGCCUAAUACCAAUAAAAUUCUUGAAACAGUGUUAACUGUAACAAUGUU